CCCUACGCUGCGCUUUUCCCCGGCCGAGAAGGGCGCUCCCUGCGGCAGCUCCGCCGGGCUAUAAAUAACGCCGCUCGCGCUCCGGGUCGAUCCUGCCGUCUGAACCUGACGACGUAGCGCAACGCACCCGAGCGAGAGGCGGAGAUGGAAGAUGCGGCAAAACCUCGGCGUACCUUUAGCAGCAAGUUCAGCGGGCACCGCCGCCCCGCAGCAAAGCGCGGACGGCAGGAGCCGCGUCCCAAAAGCACGGAAUAAAACGCCCCGGCCCCGCGCACGCACUCCGCAUGUAGGUCACGCACCGCCCGCCGCCGGGCUCCGGCUUCCCAGCGGCCGAGGCCGGGCUGCGGCUCUCGGAUCCCCGCAGAGCUCCCCGACCCGACGGGCGCGGCCCGCAGCGCCGCCCUCCCCCCGCGGCCGCCGGAGCCCACCGCCCGCAGGAGGAGAGCCGGAGUCCCGCAUCCACCUGCAGCGCCGCCACGGGGCCCGCUGCCGCCCGCCAGGCCUCCGCCCGCCCGCUGAGGGAACGGUGGGUACCGCCGCUCACCGGCUCUGGUGCUUGACGACCCAGACGCGGCCGAGCAGAAGCGAGCGGCGACGCCGGGAGAGAGCGAGUGGGAACCGCGGCCGCUCCCCUCACACACCCUGCCAGAGCCGCGCUUGCCGCCCGCUUUCCCAUUGGCUGCCGGCGGCAGGGGGGCGGGCCCAACGCGAAGGGGAUGAGGGCACGACCUGUUGGGCUGCACCGCUGCCAGCACGGAGGCUCUGAAGCAGCGCAAGUUGGGAUCCAUAAUCUUUCCCUCGUGGGCAGAUCCACCCAGCCACGCUCCUGCCAGCUGCGAUUUCUGUAUGCCUGAGGGUGCCAAAGCAUACAGACGUGAUGAAACCCAGAUGUACGGACACAACAGUCUGAGCCUCUCCUUUACCCUUAAGCUCAUGCAACACCAAUAAAACACUACGCUGCUGGUCGGGAUUUCCCCUUCCAGCGUUCUGUGCCCAAUGAUGCAGUUUGAAGAUGAUGUUAUUAUUCCAGGAGGAAACAUAAGGCCCAGAAGAAAACAAGAGGAGAAAGAAGAGGGAUUUAAGUAUUAGUAAAAGGAGAAGGGGAAAAAAGGAAAAAGAAAUCUCUAAAAACCCCUCCAAAUUCAACAGCGCCCAUAUCUGCAUGUAUUUACCUAUAACAAGUACUAAUAUAAUUUGAACGUGAUAACUUUUGUCCCUUUGACAUCCAUGUGUUCUGCAAGGAGCAUAUUUUUCAUUAUGUAUAAAACCAACCUAAAAUAUCACGAGUUGUUAUUUUUGUUUGGUUUUUUUUGUUGUUGCCAUUUUUUCCUUCCAGAUGCUUUUUACCUUUGAAACAUUAAAACAAACAAAACCACAAGCCUGCUUUCUCUCCUUCUGCUUGGUGUUUCCUCAUGUCUUAGUCCUGAGCCAACGCUUUCAUCUACACAGUGAUGAGGAAGGAAUCAGUCAGCUGGGAGCAGAUGUUGCUGUUGUUUGUCUCGUUCUCCAAAAACCUGUGCAAGCAGUCAUGAGUAAGGGAGCACUCAGAUGAAGCGCUUACUUUAUCAUGGCGCUAAGUCCCAUAUACGAAAAGUAUUGCAUUACAUGAAGCUGUGUGAUUGUGACUUAGUCAAACCAGACUUGGCUCUAUUUAUCUGGCAGCUGUAAA
Molecule: messenger RNA, 1669 nt
Organism: Numida meleagris (helmeted guineafowl)
Lineage: Eukaryota; Metazoa; Chordata; Aves; Galliformes; Numididae
Product: translation initiation factor IF-2-like
Exons: 2
Coding region: 152-766 (204 amino acids)
Source: RefSeq, a predicted model, not a curated record